Molecule: messenger RNA, 1209 nt
Organism: Verticillium alfalfae VaMs.102
Lineage: Eukaryota; Fungi; Ascomycota; Sordariomycetes; Glomerellales; Plectosphaerellaceae
Exons: 2
Coding region: 1-1209 (402 amino acids)
Cellular component (GO): mitochondrion; cytoplasm
Molecular function (GO): 2-dehydropantoate 2-reductase activity; NADP binding
Source: RefSeq, a predicted model, not a curated record
AUGGCCUGGAGGCCCCAUCGCGUACUGAAGCCCCUGGCGAUUGCAAGGAGGUCAAUGUCUAUGGCCUCAGCCCGGAGAAUGGCCAGUCCGAAUCCGCAGUGGCUUCAAUCAGUAUUCGAUGACUGUGCGGCGGCACCGAAGCUAUUCGCCUGGACGCCUGCCAAUAUUAGCUCACGAACUCAGGCUCAGUCUCAGACUCAAGCCUCCGGAAGCCUGGUCCCAUCAGCCUCAGAGAAGACUCGUCGCAUCUUUGUCCUCGGCGUCGGCAACCUCGGCGUCAAACCGGACCACGGUGUGGUCAAACACGUCGCUGACGGCGGCGCCAUCCCGAACCUCCUCGUCACCACCAAAGCAUCCGUCGCGCUGCCCGAGAUUGACCGCCUCCGCCGCUACCUUGACGAAAAUUCAGUCGUCGCAUUUGCACAGAAUGGCAUGUGCAAGCUCUGGCCCCCGCACGGGCGUGCGUAUACUUCUCACCGCUACGCGUCGCGCCCGCCGCCGAGCUGGCUCGCCUGCGUGACAACGCACGGUGUUACCUCGAGGGGUCGCUACACGAGCGAGCAUGCCUCGGUGGCAGACCUCAAGAUCGGUUCCGUUCUGCCCGGUCCGCAAGGUGGCGCAUCGUCGACAUAUCUCGCGGAGCAGCUGGCGCGAGCGCCCUUCCUUCACGGUCAACAGGUGUUGCGCGCAGACCUAUGGACUCUGCAGCUCGAGAAACUCGUUGUCAACUGCAUCAUCAAUCCUCUGACCGCUCUUUUGCGUUGCAAGAAUGGCUAUCUCUUCGAAAAACCGGACGGUCCGCUGAUGCGACUUAUCGACGUUCUACUGGCCGAGGCAAGCGCUGUUUUACAACAUGUGGUCCAACAUCCUAGCACUGAUACUAUCUUGGAUGAUGCGCGAAAUACAGCAUCGGCCAUUGAUCGUCACAUGCUCCUUGAGCGCUUCAGCCAAACACAACUCAAACGGAUGCUCCUGGUUGUGGGCCACAAGGUUCGUGACAACACUAGCUCCAUGUUGCAGGACGUCCGUGCCGGCCGCCAGACGGAGAUCCAGGAUUUCAACGGUUGGCUCGUUCACAUGGCUGCUUUUCUUGAUCCAGGCUUGGACACAUCAAACCACGAACUACUCAUAGAGCUAGUCGAGAACGGUGUCGACGUGGACGAAGCGUCGAUCGAGAGUCACUUUCCAGUCUUUAGUGGUCAAGUAUAG